ACAUAUUUAAUUGCUGAUCCAAUUGCUGAUUAUCUUUAAUUAUCGUAAAACAAAUCAUGUAACAAUCACUUAAUUAAACAACAAGUGUUGUUUAAUGAUUAAUCAUUUUUAAUCGUCCAAACUGAAGGAGUCAUCAUUAAUCAAUGUAUUAAUAAAAUUUGGUGGCUUCCAAUCAAUAACUACAAAUAACUGUAAAUCAGUGUAAAUGUUUAAUUGUGAUUAAAUUUUUGAUUUUUUUUCUCCACAAAAAUCAAGGAUAUCAACUCGAAUGAAUUUAUCGAUUAUUAGAUUGGAUUAAAUUGUUGUUCGUUAUUCUAAAUUGCGAAUGUAGGUGUCACCCUGAACCCUGAACUUUUUUCCAUGAUGAAAUUAAUGAUUUUCAUGUUGGAUUCGAGACUGUUGCUGAUUCCUUUUCCAUCGUCAUCUCUCCUGUUGAACUUUUAUUUCCCAUUCUUUCAAUGUCUAUCUUAGAGAUUAUGUGUUAUGGAUAAAUGGCAGCAACCAAAAUGUUCUCAAAAUUCAAAGGUUCAACUGUAAACUCGAAUCUAUUCGAGGCCAAUUACCCUCGAGGUCCAACUAAUUACAAUCCUUUCGACACUAAUCCAAUUUCGCAAUAUUUUGAUAUUGGAAAUCAGUCCGGAAGUGCUGGACCAGAAUUAGCCUGGAAAAUAUAUGAUGCAACCCGAAAACUGGAUAAAAAGGAAGCAUCAGUAUUUUUCUUCAACAAAAAAUCAGUUGAUAAACUUCAUAAACCGAAACGGAAAGAGGCCAUUUCAGAGAUACUCAAGUUUAGUGCAAAACAAUUGGAUCGUUAUCGACACCCGAAAAUAUUGACCCUUUACCACCCGGUAGAGGAAUCGCCCGAAACUCUUGCCUUUGCAACUGAACCAGUAAUGGGAAGUCUUGCCAAUGUACUUGGAUACCUAGAGGAUAGAUUACCUCAGAAUUUGAAUUCACCCAUCAAGCAAUAUUCAUUUCUCGAGUUCGAGGUUAAAUAUGGACUUUUACAGCUUGCGGAAGCUCUGUUAUUCUUACACUAUUCUUGUAAAAUAAUUCACCGAAACAUUUGCCCACAAUCUGUGAUAAUCAAUAGAAAAGGGACCUGGAAAUUGGCUGGAUUUGAAUUCACUGAGAGAUGUGCUGAUAAUGAUAUCAUGAUGCCGAUAUCGUGUCAACCGUUUACCAGUAAAUUACCAAAAUCGGCUCAACCUGAUCUCGAUUUCACGGCACCCGAAGUUCAAAAUCAAUCAUGUUGUAGUCCCUUGAGUGAUAUGUUUUCUCUUGGAAUACUUAUAUGCACACUGUACAAUAAGGGUCGAUCACCAAUCGAAUCGAACCUCUCUCUUGUCCAAUAUAAUCGUAAAAUCGAACUGUUAAGUCGAAAUGCUGUUUCGAUAUUGGAAAACCUUCCCACUGACCUUUCCCUUCCGGUUCAGGGUUUAUUAGAUUUCGAGCCACGUCGACGUCCCACCUCACAAGCAUUUUCAAUGGUUAAAUACCUUAUGGAUCCAUGUAUUCAUGCUCUCCAGUACCUCGAUGUAAUCCAGAUGAAAGAUUCAACUCAUAAGUCAACCUUUUAUUUUAAUCUAAAAGAGAUACUUCCAAGUAUACCCAAGAAAAUGUGGUUCACCCAUAUUCUACCUUCCAUGGAGACUGAAUUCCAAAGUUCAGAAGUUCUGGCAGCAGCUCUUCAACCUCUUCUUCGGAUGAUUGAAGAAUCAUCCAUUGAAGAAUACCAGACUAUCAUAUACCCAAUAGUCCGAAAUAUCUGUUUAAUGCCAAAAUCCGUUCAGGCAACUGUAACCCUAUUGGAAAGCAUGGAUAUCUUAAUCUCGAAAACCGCAAAAUCUGAUUUCAAAAACGAUAUCCUACCAAUGGUUUAUAACGCAUUCGACUCUGCAACACCACAGAUUCAGUGUGCUGCUCUUCAAGCUGUCUCUUUGGUAAUUGAUGAUCUUGAUCAAUAUACAAUCAGUAAAACAAUUUUACCUCGAGCAAAGUUUUUUUUCGAAGGCAAUUCCAGUAUUCAGAUACAAGCCAAUACUCUUAACUGUAUCGAAAGAGUUCUGGAUAAUCUGGAGAAAACUGAAAUUCUAGAUGAAGUUCUGCCCAUUCUAAGUAAAGCAAAGUUAACUGAGCCCAUGGUUCUAAUGCCAGUAGUUCGUAUUUAUAAGAGGAUGAUGAGUGACAAACGUUAUGGUUUAACAGUUAACUUACUAGCAACCAAAGUAUUACCCUCCUUGACCCCGGUGGUGGUUUCACCCACUCUUAAACUUGAAGAGUUCUCAUUGUUAGUUAAAUUGUUACAAGAGAUGUUGGAACAUGUCGCUCGUAAUCAACGUAACAAACUGAAACUUGAACGAUUAUCAAUGCCAUCAACUGAUGGAAGAAUGCAACUUCAUCGUAACUUAGAUCAGCCCAUUGGUUAUCCACAUCGACCUCCAUGCCUUAGACUGGAAAACCGACGAACCUCAAUUUCGGUUGAUGAUGUGGUCAGAAGAACGACCUCUUCGGGUGCCUCGAGUCCCGAUAUUAAUCUUCUUCAGGUUCAGGGUAACCUACCUGGUCGUCGACAUUCAGACAACACCAUUCAACCACCAAGGAUAUUUGUUGCUCCCUCCAGUCCAACGGGUUCGGGUUCAAUGUCACGUCGAACCAGUUUUGCCAAUCUUCAUUUUCGUCGGCAUUCAAGUGCGAAUCCAAAUGAUCCCAAAUAUAACCACAAUUCAAUUUUUUCGGCUUACAGUUUCAAACCUUCCCAGGGGAUUGAUUUUUUCAUUCCAAGUUUAUCCAAUACCAAUCGAAGUCCAAACCAUUCAUCUCCAUCACCGGUGGGUGGUAGACGUUAUUCAACUGCAGCCGUUUUCAAUCAAGGAUCAAAUUCAACAACACCUUCAAGUCUCCUUCAAACACUUGGGUCUGGUAUGCAACAACUUUUUGGUAAAUGAAUCAAAUUUAAUUUUCACUGCGAUGGUUUAGUUAUCAAUUUAAUCAUUAAACGCUCAUGGUUAAAGGUCACAAUCAAAACGCAUCACCACCGUCAUCAGCAUCAUUGGUUGAUUACAAUUAGUCCUAAUCAUGACUCCUGUUGAAUUUAAUUUGAUUGUGUUUAGAGGUUCAUUUUCACAAUCAAAUUGAUUAUGAAUUAGCCUGAGGAUAAAUUGUUUUGAUUUUGUAUCUGAUUGUCCUAAUCAAAUUAAGGAUAUGAAUUGAAUACAGUUCAAACAAUUUAAGUUGAUCAUGAUGGUGACGACAACAGCAAAAAUGAUUAGCCAACAAUUAAAAUCCCUCUAAACACCAAUGAAGCUCAUCAAUGAGGCAACGAAAAUAUAAUUCAAUUAAUUUUCAACUAAACAAUUAACUCCUUAAUUGUUACACAAUUUAAUAUACAUAUUUAAAAAAUAACUCAUCUAAUUAAUUAAGUAUUCAUUUAAGAAUCAAAUCAAUUAUAUAAAUAGUAAAUAUUAUCUUAAGAGCAUAUUCACAAUUAAGAUUAAAACAAUUAACUUCAUCUUCCCGUUGAAUAUGCAACAAUUAACGUAAUAGGCAAAGUUAAUUGAAUACCCAGAGAAAUUAAUUGAAACAAUUUAAGUGUUAACAUUGUUUGAGAUUAAUUAUUUUUCAUCUUGACCAUAAUUGUUAAUUAUUAUAACAAUUAAAGGAUAAAAAUCAAAUUUUAAUCAACUACCAAUCAAAUUUAAAAACGUACACACACAAAAAAAAGGUUAACAAUUAAUAGUUUAAAUUUUUGCUUAUCAAAUCAUUACAAUUAAUCAUCAUCUAAAUUGUCAAUAUAAAUUAUCAAUGAUAAUCAAAGUUAAUUCACCGUUAAUUGCAUAAUUAUCAAUUGAAAAGUUAGAUUUAAUUAUAUUCGUGACUGAACAAUUAUCUCACAAUUUAACCCAAAGGUCGUAAUUAAAACCAAAUUGCAAUCAGUUAAUUGUGAAUAGAUUUCAUUUACUAGUAUUUAUAAAACUGUUAAUUAUAAUUAGAAUCGCAAGAUUAACAAUUGAUUAACAUGAUGAGCAAAAAACAAAAUUAACUGAUUAAUUGUCACUCAAGGUUGUUAUCUAAAUACAAGAACAUGUAACUGAAUCAAAUUGAAAUUGAAAUAGAAGAAGAAAAAAAAAAUUCAUCAACAAUUAACUUCCUGAUUUUCCCCUUCAUGUAUCAUGAUAAUCAUCAUGAUUAGUUAAAAUCGUCCAGAGAUAUUAAGGUUUUAGGGGAAAUUAACUCUGAUUUGUUAUGGAAAUAGUUCCCAUGAAAAUAUCUUAUCAGAAUAUUAUUUAUCAGAAUUACCAUGUACUUGCUUGAAUACUUAUCAGAAUUAACCAAAUGUAAGAAGGAAAAAAAAUAUCUCAUGAUUUUGAUAACUUUUUUUCUUCUCUAUUCAUGAUGAUUAUUACUUUGAAUUCAUUGGAGCUGAAACAAUUAUAAUCAUUUGGUAACCAUGGUAACGUUCUGGUAGAAAAGAAGGAGAAAAAAAGUUCUAACGAGAAAAUUUUCUCUUAUCAUUAAAUUGGAACUUUUUUUUUUCUAAAAUUCUGAGUUGCAAUUUACUUUUCUUGCUUUUUCAGUUAAUUCUUAAUUGUUAAUUAAAACCAUCAUCAUCAUCAUCUUGCAAUUUAAUUUUAUCUCUGAUUAGUGGAUUGACAAUUAUUAAAUUUUUUCCUCAUAUUUAGUGUUAAUUAAGUUUGAAAUUUAAAUGAAUUGAGAUGCUUGUAAUCAAACUUCAUUUGUUAAUCAUCUUAAUCGUCACAAUUAUUUUUAAUUGUCUCCCACUUUCCAAUUAUCUUUUCAAAUGUAAUAUUUAUUUUGAUUGAUCAUAACACUCACACACAAUUAAUUAACCUUUGAUUGUAUUUUAUCAAUGAUUAUCCCACAAAAUGAUGUCUAAUUAAAUUGCUAAUUGUUGUAAAUUGUUUGUAAUUAAAAGGACAAACAACAAUUGUAUCAAUAUACAUAAUAAUAUACAUAAUUAAGAUUAAAAAUUCAAUUGAUUGUUUAUAACAAAACAAAAGGAGUAAAUUAUUUUCACUCUGAUUAGUUAAUCAUUGGAGAUGAUUAAUUUAACUCAAAUUAGUCAACUGAUUUAUACAAUUUGGGAAAAGUUGAUUGAACUGAUUAAAUGUUAAGGGAUUUAGAAUAUCUAAUCAAAUUAUUGAAGGCGUUAAUUAUUUCUGGUUGAUUGUUGAUCAACAUCAUCAUCACUCCUAGUUGAGAGUUAAUUGUCAACUAGAUUGGAUAUUGUCAAGUAAAUUGUUCAAUUUUUUUUUUGAAAAUCAUGUAAACAUCAAAUGUUACAAUCUAAUUGAUUGUUAGUUAAACUUUAAAGUUUUAAUUCACUAUUAAUAAUCUCAUUGAGUGUAAACAAACAUAAUGGACUCCAAACGUAGUGGUCAGUUGAAAUGGUCAGUGCUAUUUAUUGGUAUUAAUGUUUACCAUGUGAUCGGAUUACCAUUACCACCCAGUGGUCAACAAGUUUCACCACUUUCACCAGCAAAUGCUACGGUUGAUUUUAACUUAUCAUUGUUGACAUUAGUGGUCAUUAAAGUUAAUGAGGUCAAGCAGAUUGGUCAACAAUUGUACAAAAGGUAAUGUAAACCAUUAGGUUAACUGUUUUCUGUCCUUUGAUGGUGAAUUGACAGAGUGAUUAUUCAAUUCUCUCAACAAUUAGGUGGGAGGUUAUUAAUUGUCCGAAUCUGGAAGUGGCUGUUUAUGGCGAUUGUUUCAUUAAAUCUCAGGUCACUUUGAUCGCCGCGGCUGCAGCGGGUUCUAGUUUGUUCGUAGUGUUGUUGUGUUUUCUGUGCAGACGAAGAAGGCACAAGGAUAAGGCUUAUCAACAAUAUCUCUCGGUGGUUGAUGGUCAGCGACUGGGAAUGGACAUAAAGGUGAACCUCGAUUGGACACUUGGAGUUGGUUUAGUGAGAGAAAAAAGAGAAAGAGAAAAGAGAGAGAAGAAAGAUGGAUUCGAGAAAGAGAAAAGGAAAUUGAAAGAAGACGAAGAAAGGAAAAAGGCAAAAGCCAAAGGUUAAAGGUGGAAACGGAAAUGGAUUAGUGGUAGUUCAUUCAUAAUCACAAUCACGGAUAAAGAUUAAACCGUUAUUAAUAUAAACUUGUUAAAAGAUUUCACUUUAAACCUGAUACAUGUAAAAACCAUAAGCAUUUUGACUGGCCGAUUUAAUUUACAAUAAACCUUAAAUUGUUGAUGUUAA
This is a messenger RNA of Panonychus citri (citrus red mite), 6215 nucleotides long. Its product is annotated as SCY1-like protein 2. The coding region runs from base 492 to 2948 and encodes 818 amino acids. The record is from RefSeq and is a predicted model, not a curated record. Gene Ontology annotation, biological process: protein phosphorylation. NCBI's taxonomy places the organism in Eukaryota, Metazoa, Arthropoda, Arachnida, Trombidiformes, Tetranychidae. Gene Ontology annotation, molecular function: ATP binding; protein kinase activity. The transcript has 15 exons.